ACACAGACAAGCAGAGGCGGCUGUAACAGAGGGAAGACGUAAUGGUUUGACUCUCUGUGCACUUGCGAUGAUUGUGACUCCUGCAUUACUCUGCACAUUCCUCAAACGGGAGGCGCAAUGAAGGCGGGGGCCUCGUCCAUGUGGGCAUCAUGCUGCGGGCUGUUGAACGAGGUGAUGGGCACGGGCACGGUGCGGGCACAGCAGCCCGGCUUCGGGGCAGGGGCGGGGCCUUUCCGCUUCGCCCCCAGCGCGGGGUACUCCACGUACCCCCCCACCAGCUCAGGGAGCGCCGGACAGCUGUGCAAGGCCUGCGGGCUGGCCUUCUCCGUCUUCAGACGCAAGCACAUCUGCUGCGACUGCAAGAAGAGUUUCUGCGCCCUGUGCUCCGUCCUGCAGGAGGACCUGCGCUGCUGCGCCACCUGCCACCUCCUGCGCGGCACCGCCUUCCAGAGGCCGCGCCUCAUGCAGCUGAGGGUCAAAGACCUGCGGCAGUACCUGCUGCUACGCAACAUCCCUACGGACACGUGCAGGGAGAAGGAGGACCUGGUGGACCUGGUGCUCUGCCAUCAGGGGACGAGGGAAACUCCCAGACCUGUAGUGGAAGAGGAAGAAGAGGAGGAGGAUGAGGAGGAAGACGAAGAGGGGGAUGGAGACACGCACGAGGGGGAGGAGGAAGAUGACACAGACAGUCUCCACUCACAUGGCGCCUCGCCCCCCUCCCCCACUCGCUCCGCCUCGGAACAGUCGGUCGUCUCCGCCUCUCAGGGAGUCGUGCUCAGCCCAAGUGACAGCUCAGGGACCCCCAGCCAGGAGCACGAAGACACGCCCACAGCCUCCCUCCUCAAUCUUGACCACACUGAAAAUAUCAUCGAGGUCAGCCCGGCGACGCAGAGGAGAAUCCGGGCCUCGCUGUCCGACCUGGACAACGAGGACGCCAUUGAGAACCUGUCGGUGCGUCAGCUCAAGGAGAUUCUCGCCAGGAACUUUGUCAACUACUCUGGCUGCUGCGAGAAGUGGGAGCUGCUCGAGCGAGUCCAUCGACUCUACAGAGAGAACGAGCAGAACAGGAAGUCCAUGGAAAAUGUGAGCAUUACUGCAGUGGUCGCAUAUCCUCCACCUGUGUGCAACAGUGGAGAUGGAGACGGCGUGAAAGCUCAGCUGUCCUCCGACGACAACCUGUGUCGCAUCUGCAUGGACGCCAUCAUCGACUGCGUGCUGCUGGAGUGCGGUCACAUGGUGACGUGCACCAAAUGCGGCAAGAGGAUGAACGAGUGCCCCAUCUGCAGGCAGUAUGUGGUGCGGGCCGUGCACGUCUUCAAGUCCUAAAACUGUGAGUCAGGUGACGCCCACGUGGGACUGUAGCGGGACGCUCUUUCUCUCUGGUCUCCACACCUUCUACUCUGUCGUGUUCCAGCUUUUCGAGAUUUUACGCCCACUUGAAGUGGAUCAAGUGGACAAGCAGUGUGAUGGCAGGGUUUAGAGUCAACACGGUUUACACACUCAUGACUCCUACUGUCAGUCGACUAUAAUAUGUGCAAUAUCAUCAAAAAGAAGACUUAUAUUGUUUUUUUAAGUAUAGAAAAUGUCCAUUCAUUCUCAUUUUAGCAGAAGGGUGUAAAGAUGCCAAAUAACACGCCUACACACAGCCCAUUUUUUUGCUUUAGCAUCUCAUAACCAGCAAGCUUUGGUGCGUUUAUGUUGUCAUUGAGGACCAUAGGAAACAGUUUAUAAUAAGGGUGCAAAAAUGGCUCAUUUCUAAAGGAAGUCUGGCACACAUCAUCACUGGAAUGAAAUCUACGGAAGCCCGUUUCCGCCACUGAAAGAAAAAAAAUCUCCCAAUUUAAGUCAUAAUUAUGAGAUAAAAAGCCAAAAUUAUGAGAUAAUGGAUUUAUAAUUAUGAGACUAAAAAGUCGAAAAUUACAAGAUAAAGUCAGAAUUAUGAGAUAGGCAAGUCGACAUAAUGAGCUACAAACUGCACCUGUGCCGAGUGCCAUGUGACGAAAGCUUCAGUGAAGAAGGUGGCACAUGCGCAGUUUGUGUCUCAUAAUUACGACUUUUUAUCUCAUCAUUUAGAGAGAAGAGAAUAAAGCUGGAUUUUUUUCCACAAAAAAUAAAUAUAUAUAAUAUAUAUAAUAUCAUAUUACAAUUAAAUCAUACACAUUUUUCAUUUUAACGCAAAUAGGCUUGUAAUAUUAUGCAUAUAUUCUCCCAAAAAAUUAUAUAUUUCUUUCUUGUAAUAUGUUUUCUUUUUGCCAAAAAAAACACUACUUUGUCUUGUUGUUUUGGUAAAGUCCAACAUUAUUCUCUUGGUCGUGUUAUUUUAUUUUCAGUGUGUUCCUAGUAACAAUAAGAAGACACCACAGAAAACCAUCUACUUUUUCUGCAAAUUCGUUUUUUUAAUCCACAAAAAAAAAAACAACCUAAAAAGCUCAGGUUAAAAAUGCUAAAACAUUGCCUGUUUCGUUAAUAAAGGUGAACACUUUGACCCUGGAACGGACUAAUCCUAUUCCUAUGAUUUUCCAAUGGUAAAAUAUUGGAUUGCAUUUUGUAGCAUCAGAUUGUGUUUGACCUGAAAAGGUUCCACUGAAGUAAUGUACUAAAAAAGGUUAGUGACAAUAGACAAGCUUUAUGGUUGUUGGUAAAAAUCACUUCUUUUUUUUUUUUAUACAAACUGUGGUCAUAAAUACCUUUUGUAUGAGUGGUACCCUUAUUUGAGAAGGUCAUAGCAAUCAAUGGAUGUUUCCUCUUUCAUUUAGGAUGAAUAAAAUACCAACCAAGCACCAAGCAAUAGCGUCAAUUUACGUGAGACAGUGAGAGUUAUGCAAAGGAAGCAACCUCAUCCACUGUAAUCAUUCGUGUGGAUCACAUGUAAGUGUAAUGCAUAGAUAGCUUCUAUUGUUGAUGAAAUAUAUGUCUAUUUUUCCAUGCACUACAGCAGGGAGGCUGAAAGGUUUACGAACAGAAUGUAUCGCUGCUGGGUUUUUUCCUCAUUUAAACAUUAAAUAUCUUCAUGGUCUCGGUUGGUUUAUGUCUGUUUUUUUGUUUUUUUAUUUGAAUGCUGCAGUCAUUUCCUAAUGAAAGAUGUCAUUCAUGGGCAGCUACAGUCUUAGCAGAACAACAGAGGAGGUUCAUCGUGAGCACUCAUUAUCCUGGAUCUUUAUAUUUUGGAAUGUUGGACCUUUUUAUUUUGGUAAACAAACAAAAAGAUUUAUUAGAGUCAAUAAAAUUCAGUACAACAAAA
Messenger RNA from Dunckerocampus dactyliophorus (ringed pipefish), 3241 nucleotides. RefSeq names its product ring finger protein 34b (gene rnf34b). The record is from RefSeq and is a predicted model, not a curated record. The transcript has 8 exons. Gene Ontology annotation, biological process: protein K48-linked ubiquitination; proteasome-mediated ubiquitin-dependent protein catabolic process; negative regulation of extrinsic apoptotic signaling pathway via death domain receptors. Gene Ontology annotation, cellular component: cytoplasm; plasma membrane. The coding region runs from base 118 to 1326 and encodes 402 amino acids. Gene Ontology annotation, molecular function: ubiquitin protein ligase activity. NCBI's taxonomy places the organism in Eukaryota, Metazoa, Chordata, Actinopteri, Syngnathiformes, Syngnathidae.